GAACAGCUGAUUAAACUUGUCAAUUGUCAUUUCAUUAAUUUUUUAGAAAUAAUUGUUUAUUUCUUGGUGUUUGAGAAAAAAUGGGGUGCGAUGGUGGUACAAUUCCUCGUCGGGACGAAUUAGUAAGAGUAAAAAAGAAGCCAGAAGCGAAAGACAAGGAUUCGGAAUUAAUAUUUCAGUGGAGAUAUUGUGCAAUUACUCAACAGUUGCUCCAACUUCCGAUUGUAAUGUGUGGCUUGGGUAAACUUUACAACAAAAUGUCAUUAAUUGAGUCGCUUCUUAAUCGCGAAACAAUGCCACAAAGUGCAUUGCACAURAAGGGCCUUAAAGACAUAAAAGAUUUGAAUUUGACCCRGAAUCCUGCUUUUAAAAAUGUUGACAAAAACCAUGGUGACAGUGACAAGACAGCCCCUUACAUUUGUCCAGUAAUUGGACUUGAAAUGUCUGGGAAAUUCCGAUUUGUGGCUUUGUGGUCAUGUGGAUGUGUCUUCUCAGAACGGGCAUUAAAGGAAAUUGAUACUAAAAACUGCCACAAAUGCCAAAAACCAUUCACAGACGACGAUGUUGUUGUUUUAAACGGCAAUGAGGAGGACCUCGUGGUCAUGAAACAAAGAAUGGAGUUGCGCCAGCAGAAAUUUAAAAAAAAUAGAGAAAAAAACAAGAAAGUUGUCAAAGUGGAAGAAGAAACACCGACACAAGUUGUCGAUGAAACAAAGCCAUCAACAAGUUCAACAAUAGUUUCUAAAAAGGUUGAACUGGAUUCUAAAAAAACUAAAAAAAGUGUACCACCGAUAAACGGCGCUAAACGUCCAGGUUCCAUUAAGGAAAGUACCCACGAUGUGAAAAAAAUGAAACCAUCAUAUAGUGUUGCAAAAGAUCCAAAGGUAUCAGAUGUUUACAAAUCUAUAUUUACGACACAUGAAUCAGAAAAACAACAAAAUAGGGCUCACUGGGUCACAUAUAAUCCCUUUUACAAUUGAAUCACAUAAAAAUGCAUGUUAUUUUAUUGGGAAUAAAAUUACAGAAAUUCUUCUGUA
Molecule: messenger RNA, 1037 nt
Organism: Tribolium madens (black flour beetle)
Lineage: Eukaryota; Metazoa; Arthropoda; Insecta; Coleoptera; Tenebrionidae
Product: replication termination factor 2
Exons: 6
Coding region: 81-980 (299 amino acids)
Biological process (GO): mitotic DNA replication termination; site-specific DNA replication termination at RTS1 barrier
Cellular component (GO): nucleus
Source: RefSeq, a predicted model, not a curated record